Molecule: messenger RNA, 984 nt
Organism: Racocetra fulgida
Lineage: Eukaryota; Fungi; Glomeromycota; Glomeromycetes; Diversisporales; Gigasporaceae
Source: the annotation of a GenBank genome assembly
AUGUCAGAUGUCACUAGUCAACGUGAUCGUGGAAAAUAUCAAGGUAUCAUGGGAGGAGUUUGGGGUAUAUCCUCACUUAUAGGACCUUUGGUCGGAGGUCUCUUUUCUGAUCACCUAAGCUGGAGAUGGGCUUUCUUUAUCAAUCUUCCAAUUGGUGCCAUGACUAUAACAAUAGUAAUUUUGUUCUUGAAACUUCCAAGACCAACUGGUUCUUUGGGUGAAAAACUUAAAAGAAUUGAUUAUUUAGGUUCUUGUCUUGUAUUUAUUACCGUAGUUUGUUUAUUAUUACCAACUAAUUGGGGAGGUAAUAUUUAUCCUUGGAAUAGUCCUCAAGUCAUUUCUUUAUAUAUUGCUGGUUUUAUUUUUUUAUUGAUUUUGGCUUAUGUGGAAAUUAAAGUUGCUUCUGAACCUAUAAUACCUGCUCAAAUAUUUAAAGUGCGAACAGCAGUAAUAAAAGGUGUUUCGGCUACAGAGUCAGGCUUGUUACUAUUACCACUUAUUGCCGGGCUAGUAAUAUUUUCAGCUAUUGCUGGACUAUUGACAGCAUAUACAGGAAGAGUUCGUGAAAUUAUUUGGAUCGGUUCUUUAAUCGCAAUUGUUGGUUCAGUACUUAUUGGUAUAUAUUUUGAUGCCGAUUCGACAGCAAGCCAACAAAUUGGUUAUCUACUUUUAAUUGGAUGUGGACUUGGUUUGGUAGCUCAAACUACAUUACUUUCUCUACAAAGUUGUGUAGAGAUUGAAUAUUUGGCUACUAUUACUGCUAUGUAUAAUUUUACGAUUUUAGGUGCAAUUUUCAAUAAUGUACUUUCUCAAGGACUUGCAGACUAUUAUUCUAAACAACCCCCAGGAACAUUUGAUAUUGAAUCAGCAAGAAGAGAACCAUUGUAUCUUUGGCAACUAACUGAUAUGGAAGUCAAACAAAAUCUCAUGCAAAUUUACGUUAAUGCAUUACAAGCUGCUUAUAGACUUAAUAUUCCGAUUUUU